Messenger RNA from Durusdinium trenchii, 686 nucleotides. The record is from the annotation of a GenBank genome assembly. NCBI's taxonomy places the organism in Eukaryota, Dinophyceae, Suessiales, Symbiodiniaceae.
GCCUGACUGGGUUCUGCGUAUUCCAUGGCGGUGAAGCCUUUGCCAUCCGUACCGGUGACCAUCCCCCAUGGCGCCUGAGGUUGGAAGUAAGAAUGAUUUUGAGGACAGUGAGUCCAAAGAGACCAUCUGGGUCCGGCCGAAAACUCUGGCAGCAGCCGUUGCUGUAGUGCUCCCGUUGAUCCUUUGGCCGAGGUUGGAAUGGCUAUACCUCGCUUUGGCAUUGAUUCUUCUCUUCCUGGAGUCGGCCUGUGUGAAGAAGGAAGCUGAGUGCAAAGAGCUUGAGGGAUACAGAGAAAAAUUGGAGGAAAGUGCAAAGGAAGUGGAGGAGGAGAUGGUACGUUCUGAAGAUUCAGGAAGCCGAUUGCAACCUGAUCCGUGCAACCCACCGGUGGCGGAGGAUAGCGGGUGAAUCUGUCCACGCUUCCAGCUUUGGCCCAGAGGCAACUCAAGCAACACAGGUCGGCCGAAAUCACCACCUUCAACAGCUUCAGCGGACUGCGAAGGUUCUGCUGCUUUGUUUCCAAUGGAGUUCUAGUCCAGAUCCUUGGCGUUGGUGAAACUUCAGACAAAGGCGACAAUCCUCGGCAUCAGCAUCUUCACCGGCCCAGGCCAAAAGCAUCUUCGAGACCUUACUGUCUGAGCACGAGAAGCAUGACAUGAAAGAGACACUGUGAGAACAGUCAAAA